This is a messenger RNA of Ectocarpus siliculosus, 2034 nucleotides long. The record is from the annotation of a GenBank genome assembly. NCBI's taxonomy places the organism in Eukaryota, Phaeophyceae, Ectocarpales, Ectocarpaceae.
AUGUCGAGAUCGAGGGCCGACUUCGAAAGCGAGGAGUUCAACGAAGAAUCCCCACUGAGCAAGAAGCGAAGACUCAGCAGCGGUAUCGGCGACGACGCCUUCGAAGGCUUGACCAGCUACGGCAACGGAGACGGGGGCGGUAGCACCUUCGCCAUCAACGACGACGACGACGAUGCCCUCGACGAAGGCGGCGCUGCUGCCGCUGCUGAUGCCACAAGCCCGGGCGGAGUCGGCAGCGGUGGCGGUGACGGCGGGGGCACAGCCGUUUGCAAGAACAAGAAGAAGCCGUGGAAGGUGCAUGCCAGUGCCGGCGGCGGGAAAAUGCACGACGCCAACCUGUACCGUCACUACCGCCCUGACUUCCGUGAACUGGCGAGAGAGUAUCCGGACACGUUCGGCCCCCACGUUCGGGACGACCCGGACACGGGUCGCGCGGCGAUCGACUGGGCGGACCCCGCCGCCAUGAGGGAGCUGACCCGCGUCAUGCUCCGGCACGACUUCGGGCUUCGGGAGUGGGACGCGCCCCUCGACCGCCUGUGCCCCCCCGUGGCCAACCGCCUCAACUACGUCUGCUGGCUCUCGGACCUCAUGAAGCUCUCGCCGCCGUCGUCGGUGUCAGCGCGGCGACAUUCUUCAUCGCCGGAGGAUGCGCCAGGCGAGGAAGGUGGGGGAGGGGGGAUGAACUUGGCGCAGAGGAACCUGCUUCUGUACGGUACCACGCGCGGGGUGGAGGAGGAGGAUGGCGGGGAAGGCAUGGCCGUGUGCGACGACAACGACGACGACGUCGACGGCGACUUGGACCAGGCGACGGGGGGGGCGAAGAAGCCUAGCCGUAGAGGCGUCGACGUGGGCACGGGGGCGUCUUGCAUCUACCCGCUGCUGGGUGCAAAGGUGGCGGGGUGGUCGUUCCUGGCGACCGAGAUAGACCCCGUUUCGGCCGAGUGGGCAGAGAAGAACGUUCGUUCCAACGACUUGCAGGAGAAAAUUGAGGUUCGGCUGGUCCCGUCGCCUGCGGAUAGUGGCGAUGACGAGGCUGCGCCCGGGCCGCUGCUGGCCGCACUGAGGGAAGAAGACGGGGACUUCGACUUCUCCAUGACGAACCCGCCGUUUUUCGAGUCUGCAGACGAGGUGGCGUGCCACGGAGGGGAGGUGGCCUUCGUGACGGCCAUCGUCAGGGACAGCCUCCGCCUCAGGGAGCGGGUGCGGUGGUACACGAGCAUGGUCGGGAAGAAGGCCAACGCAAAGAAACUCCUGCGGGUCUUGCGAGAGGCCGGCGUCAAGAACACCCGGACGACGGAGUUCUUCCAGGGCAGGACCGUCCGAUGGGGGCUGGCGUGGUCGUUCACCUCGGAAGGCAUGGUCGGCGGCAAGGUCCCGGACGACCCCAACGUCAAGGUGCUCUCCAAGAAGAAGGCCGCGGACAGGACGCAGCACAACCUUCGCAGUUUCUCGGCCCCGCUCCGCCCCCCCUCUCCCGCCGACACGCCAACCGGCGGUGGAAACCCCGGCAAGGCUGCCGAAGAGAUCGGCGGGCGAAGCGGUGGAGCGGACCACCCGGUCGUGAAGAUAACCGUCCCGGCCAACCUCCCCAAGGACGCGGACGACGUCGUGGCAAGGCUGAAGAGCUCGAUGAUGGCCUUCAAGCAGGCCGACGUCAAAGUUCGAGCAAGCGACGAGGACUCCAGCACCCCGACCGUCGCCGAUGGUGCCCACCGCUUUUGGUGUGAGGCGCGUCUGCGUUCCGCCGCCGCGGGAGGAGCAGGAGCAGCAGCACCAGCGGAGCAGGCGACGACAACCACAGCAGCGAUCGCCGCUACCCCUCUGCUCUUCGCGUUUGAGCUGGAGGUCCACUGCGCGGCGGAAUGGGCCGGCACAGCCGCGGCACGGGCCGCGGUUCAGGUGUGGGCGCGGUUCCAAGAGGGAGGCGACAGAGGCGCCUUCCACCGCCUGUGGGAAACGCUGCAGAUGGACGUGCUCAGACAGAACAGGCGCUGGAGGAGGGAGAUGACUAGGGAGGCUGCCGGAGGACGAUGA